GUUGUAGUACGAGCUGUCACUGCUCAUAAUUUGUUUGUCCUCCUUCUGGCAGUCGCAGUUUUCCGCCGGUAGCACAGCGAGUGCAGGGGCUGUGGGACGCUCAGGGCUGUUUGUACUUACUAUUGUUUGCUCCUGUUAGCUAACCAGCGAGCUAAAGGCUAAAGGCAGCUAACAAACUAGCCAGACUGACAGCUAGCUGCUCAGCUAGGAGUCGACGGACGGCAGCUAGGUUGCAGUUAGCUUGCUUGCUAGCCUGCUGGCAGUCAGAGGAGAGGAAGCCGCCCACUCCUGCAAAGCAGCAUACCGGACAAAACAGUGAAAGAUGGAGGCGCAAAGCACCAGCGGGCUGCUGCUGUCCAGAAAAAGGAGAAGAGACAGCUCCAACGGGGAGACCGAGGAGGGAGAGAGGCUUGGGAAAAUCCCCAGGUGCACUGUGGGAUUGAAGCACCCUGCACCUUUCGCAGAUGAGCUCGUGCCAGCUGAUCAACCCUAUGAGAGGGUCAGCAUGGAGGAGGCCAAGAGGGGAACACCACCUGACAGACCAGUGCGAGUGUACGCGGAUGGCAUCUUUGACGUUUUCCACUCAGGUCACGCAAGAGCACUUAUGCAGGCUAAAUGCCUCUUCCCAAAUACACACCUCAUUGUUGGAGUGUGCAGUGACGACCUGACCCACAAGUACAAGGGCUUCACGGUGAUGAACGAGGACGAGCGCUAUGACGCCAUCAGACAUUGCCGCUACGUGGAUGAAGUGGUGCGAAAUGCUCCCUGGACAUUAUCACCAGAGUUCCUGGCAAGACAUCGUAUUGACUUUGUGGCCCAUGACGACAUCCCAUACUCCUCAGCGGGCAGUGAUGACGUGUACAAGCACAUCAAGGAAGCCGGUAUGUUUGCUCCAACCCAGCGGACAGAGGGCAUCUCCACUUCUGACAUCAUCACACGCAUUGUCCGUGACUACGAUGUGUACGUCAGACGCAACCUGCAGAGAGGAUACACAGCCAAGGAGCUGAACGUCAGCUUCAUCAAUGAGAAGAAGUACCACCUGCAGGAGCGUGUGGACAAGGUGAAGAGAAAGGUCCGUGACGUGGAGGAGAAGAGCAAGGAGUUCGUCCAGAAGGUGGAGGAGAAAAGCAUUGACCUCAUUCAGAAAUGGGAGGAGAAAUCCAGGGAGUUCAUUGGCAACUUCCUGCAGAUGUUUGGUCCUGAGGGAGCUCUGAAGCACAUGCUGAAGGAAGGGAAGGGCCGCAUGCUGCAGGCCAUCAGCCCCAGGCAGAGCCCUAACAGCAGCCCCACCCGCGAGGAGCGCUCCCCCUCCCCUACUUUCCGUCUCCCCUUCUUCACCAAGACCUCUCCACCUCCUUCGCCGCCGCCCCACCACAGCGGGGCCCGCGGAUACCUCAUCAGCGAGGAUGACGACGAAGACGACGACGAAAACUAGAAAAACUAGUUUGAAUCCUCGGCUCAAAUGGGCUGCAGUCAGUGCUACCAGUUAACUGAGCUGUCAAGUAGCGUGGUUUUCAUCGAGCUCCUGCUUCCAUUACGUGUCCCCCCCCUUCCCUUUUUUGAUGAAGAUUUUACCUUGACAUUUAGCACUUCGGUGUCAUGUUAACUGUUACAUUCAGUUUACUCACAGCUCUUGUUUUAACAGCCAAUUUGUCCUUUUUUCUUCUUGUGUAACGGUCAGUAAAAGUUACCAUUAGUCACCCUGAUUUAUUUGAAAGUUAGCCUGAUUUAUCUGAGACACGUUAAAUUGUUGAGUUUAUUAGUCGCUCACUGUCACUCACUCUUAGGAAUAUUUGCAGGUGUUACACUCGGUGCACUCUUCCAUGUAUGGUGAUAUUCUUAAGGUUGGCGUUGUGGUGCAAUAGGAGUUUGUUUCUGUUUCUGUUUUUUUUUUGUUACGGCUUUAGUGGGAGGACUCACAGGUUUUUGGGUCACACAUUUAGUGUUUGGUGUCGGAGACAUGAGCUGAAACCUCGUGGAGACGCUGUUGAAUAUCUCCAGGGAAAGUUUUUCAGAGUGGGGUCAGAAAACUGGAGGAAAUGAUGCACUCAUGUUGUGGAGCAGUUUAUAUUCUGCUCAUGCUAACAUGAUGUCGACCUGGCUUUUUUCUGAUCUCAAGUGAAAUCCAGAUGUGCUUGAUUUUUAAAUAACAGGGAAACAAAUUACAUCAAACCUAUCUGGGAGUAAUAGUGUUAAAUGUCUACUAAACAGCUUUCCUCCCCCACCCAAAGUCUGUCUGCCUGCAUUGGGGCUAUGCGCGUCUGUGUCUAUGUGCAUGUGAAGUUUGUGUGUGUGCGAAGCUCAUACGUCGGCAUGUUUGAAAUGUCUCCUGUCAACAUUCUCCAUCUAUUGACAGAUCUGGGCUCAGCUUGACUUUGUGCACAUAAUAAAUUAGCUUUUAAAAUUUUUGGUCUUUGGAAGACUAAUUUCAAACUGGACGCCUUUUGGUGGCGUAAAAAGGAAGUCUUGCAAAAAUGACCCGUUUAAAUGUUAAUGUAGAAAUACUUAUUUUUUUAGAUCUUAUUGGUCCUUUCUUUAUCGUCCGUCUGCACAGAGACUGAUCUUAGUCAUCCCUGUUUAAAAGUGCUUUGAGUCUGAGCGGAGAAUCAACAUGAGCAAGGCUGCACUGUUUUAGUUUUUCUAUUUCUUUGUGAUGGAGAUCUGGGCCUGUGGAGGACUUAAAACUGAAAUCUGAUAAAAGAAAAUAUCAGGCUCUCGUACCUAAUAACACCUGAGAACUAAUUGCGUGACUUUUUGUAAGAAAUUACACUUUUGGGGAGUCACAAGCACAAACAGGAGCCUGAAUAAGGCCCUUGCAUCUCAUUGGUGGCAAACAUACAGGGAAGAAUACACAUAAGUUUAGGGUUUUUACCAAAUCCUGCAGAAAUCUACAAGGACUUUCGCUUAAGUGAACAGUCUGCAUCUGCUUAGAGAUGUAUUUGGGUGGACUCCGCUUUAACAUUUAUGUAGCUACCUCCUGCUUGCUUAAACUGAUUCUGUUCCCUAAGAUGAGCACAAAGUACGAGCGUUACUUUUUCUUUCUGAACAGAGCCAUUGUCCAAGCACUGAAGCGACAUCACACGGUCAAAUAUCUGAGGUUUUCCGGCCUCGGUUUGUGUCCUGCAUCUCCAGUGAUAGAAGCAUGUGUUGUGUUCUCCUAUAUAACCAACAAUGAAACACCACAGGUGGUCUGAAGAUGUAAUGCAAUACUGUUAAAUGACUCUAAUAUGAAUGUUGACAGAUAUGUGUGAUCUGUUCUAGGCUUGGUUUCCCAAAAGCACUUAUGGUUUCUUGCAGUUACAAAACUGCUUUUUAUUCUUAGGAGUAUAAAUCAGAUUUGAACGUGAGGAAAUAACUGGAAACACUGAGGAGGAUUCCCCCAGUUAAAAAAAAUCCCAUGUUCAGUAGUAAAACUUAAGACCAGUAAAAAAGUUCAGUCUGGAUUUUUGGUGCUAAGCUACUUUUGGGAAGCCUUGCCUUGAUUCUUGUGGAAUCUGUUCCUUAAAUCAGUGUGAACUUCUCAGCAAGAGCACGACCACAUUUCGAACUCAAGUGGCAAGCCAAUAACCGCCACUACUAAGAUACAAAUGUAAAUGUUUUUAACAAGUGUUUUAAUUAAUCAUGUAUUAUUUUACUGUUUGGGGUCAUUUUUAAGUCCUGGAUGUAGAGGUCAGUAAGAGCAAGACAGGAAAAAUGUAUUAAACAUGUUGGCCAAAG
Molecule: messenger RNA, 3717 nt
Organism: Scomber scombrus (Atlantic mackerel)
Lineage: Eukaryota; Metazoa; Chordata; Actinopteri; Scombriformes; Scombridae
Gene: pcyt1aa
Product: phosphate cytidylyltransferase 1A, choline a
Exons: 9
Coding region: 323-1435 (370 amino acids)
Biological process (GO): CDP-choline pathway
Cellular component (GO): endoplasmic reticulum
Molecular function (GO): phosphatidylcholine binding; choline-phosphate cytidylyltransferase activity
Source: RefSeq, a predicted model, not a curated record